UGACACGCAUAUAUGUAGUGUAUAGUAUAUACACCCGCUUUCAAAGAUCUACUCUGUCUCUCUGCUUCUCAAAAAUGGCAUUCAUAGCCGCCUCUUCUCUCUCCUCCAAAUAUCUCCUCCUCUAUCCACACCAACCUUUCACACCCAUCUUCAACUCCAAGCCCCGCCACCACAAACCCAUCUCAGCCAUCCACGCCGCUGACCCUUCAAAGUCCUCCAAAUCAACAGACAUCACUACAAGCAGCAGCACCCCAGUUCCCAUUCAAUGGAGCCUCGAAAGCUGGAAAUCCAAGAAGGCUCUUCAGCAGCCAGAAUACCCGGAUCAGAUAGUGCUGGACUCAGUUCUGAAGACCCUGGAGUCAUUCCCUCCAAUCGUGUUUGCUGGCGAAGCCAGGAGCUUAGAGGACCGUUUGGCUGAGGCAGCUCAAGGAAAAGCGUUUUUGCUUCAAGGUGGUGACUGUGCUGAGAGCUUCAAGGAGUUCAAUGCCAACAACAUUCGUGACACCUUCCGUCUUCUUCUCCAGAUGGGUGUUGUUCUCAUGUUCGGUGGCCAAAUGCCCGUAGUCAAGGUGGGGAGAAUGGCGGGUCAGUUUGCAAAGCCAAGAUCAGAUCCAUUUGAGGAGAAGGAUGGAGUGAAGCUGCCAAGUUACAGAGGAGACAAUAUCAAUGGUGAUGCAUUUGAUGCAGAAUCAAGACUUCCAGAUCCCGAAAGGAUGAUUAGAGCCUAUUGCCAAUCAGUCUCAACUUUGAACCUCUUAAGGGCAUUUGCCACAGGAGGAUAUGCAGCAAUGCAGAGAGUCACCCAUUGGAAUCUUGAUUUCAUGGAGCACAGUGAGCAGGGGGAUAGGUACCGUGAACUGGCUCACCGAGUUGACGAGGCCCUUGGAUUCAUGGGUGUUGCUGGACUCACUUCAGACCACCCAAUCAUGACUACAACAGAUUUCUGGACAUCUCAUGAAUGCUUGCUUCUGCCUUAUGAGCAAGCACUUACAAGAGAGGAUUCUACUUCUGGGCUGUCCUAUGAUUGCUCCGCUCACAUGCUUUGGGUGGGAGAACGCACCCGACAACUUGAUGGUGCCCAUGUUGAGUUUUUGAGAGGAGUUUCUAAUCCUCUCGGCAUCAAGGUGAGUGACAAAAUGGAUCCAAAUGAGCUUGUUAGGCUCAUAGAUAUUCUAAACCCUAAAAAUAAACUUGGAAGAAUAGCAGUGAUUGUAAGAAUGGGAGCUGAGAACAUGAGAGUGAAGCUUCCUCAUCUGAUCAGAGCUGUCCGUAGAGCAGGUCAAUUUGUCACUUGGGUUAGUGACCCUAUGCAUGGGAAUACCAUUAAAGCUCCUUGUGGACUUAAAACCCGGUCUUUCGAUGCAAUCAGGGCUGAGGUGAGGGCAUUCUUUGAUGUACAUGAUCAAGAAGGAAGCUACCCUGGUGGAGUUCAUCUAGAGAUGACUGGGCAGAAUGUAACAGAAUGUGUAGGAGGCUCACGAACUAUAACAUAUAAUGAUCUAAGCUCACGUUACCACACCCAUUGUGACCCAAGGCUGAAUGCUUCUCAAUCUCUAGAGCUUGCCUUUAUCAUUGCAGAGCGGCUUCGAAAGAGAAGGCUUGGGUCGAGGCAUAAAGUAGCCUAAAUUGGAUUAUAGGAGGCUUUGCUCUGUUUCUGUUUUGAGGUCUCAUUCUCUCUAUCUCUUAAUAUAUAUACAUAUAUAUUGGUGUGUCAGUAAUGGUCUGAAAGAUGAAGCGAAGCCUUCACUGCAAUCAAAGUCAACAAAUCUGAGGAUAAACAAAUUAAAUGAUGAUUCCUAUAUAUAUCUAAGCUGCAUGUACUAGGAUUCAAGCUUGCUAUCAAAAUAAUGUUCGACUUUUGUGUUAAUUAUGUAAUUAUAUGGAUAGCCUGUACCUUGUUUUGCUACUUGGCAUCCAGCAUGGUUGUGUAUACAGAUUUUUGACCCCCAUGUAUAAAAGGUUCUGAAUAAUCCUAUCUUGGCAGAAUGUUAUCAAAGAAUUCUACAAAGUUUAAAAUC
Molecule: messenger RNA, 2018 nt
Organism: Quercus robur (English oak)
Lineage: Eukaryota; Viridiplantae; Streptophyta; Magnoliopsida; Fagales; Fagaceae
Product: phospho-2-dehydro-3-deoxyheptonate aldolase 2, chloroplastic-like
Exons: 5
Coding region: 75-1625 (516 amino acids)
Biological process (GO): aromatic amino acid biosynthetic process
Molecular function (GO): 3-deoxy-7-phosphoheptulonate synthase activity
Source: RefSeq, a predicted model, not a curated record